Arachis duranensis is the source of this 789-nucleotide messenger RNA. RefSeq names its product calcium-binding protein CML39. The coding region runs from base 121 to 549 and encodes 142 amino acids. Lineage: Eukaryota; Viridiplantae; Streptophyta; Magnoliopsida; Fabales; Fabaceae. The transcript has a single exon. The record is from RefSeq and is a predicted model, not a curated record. Gene Ontology annotation, molecular function: calcium ion binding; enzyme regulator activity.
UUCUUUUCUUUUCCUUUUUCUUCUUCUUCUUCUUAACUUUAUGCCAUUUAGUUUGGUUACUAGAGCAACAUAUUAUAUGUACAAACCUUAUAAUAAGGUUAUUAUUCGAUUAAUUGUAACAUGGUUAUGGAUAAGCUAAGCCAAUAUGAACGUGUGUUCAACCACUUCGAUGAGAAUGGAGACGGCAAGAUAUCGGCAUCGGAACUGAAGCAAUGCGUGGAGGAAGUGGGUGGGGAGUUGUCGGCCAAGGAGGCGGAGGUGGCCGUAACAUUACUGGAUUUGGACGGGGAUGGGCUUCUGGGACUCGAUGAUUUUGUGAGGUUUGUGGAAGGAGGAGAAGAGGAAGAGAAAGUGAAUGAUUUAAGAGAGGCUUUUAAGAUGUAUGAGAUGGACGGGAGUGGUUGCAUCACACCAAAGAGCCUUAAGAGGAUGCUUAGCAGGUUAGGUGAGUCUAGGUCUAUAGAUGAUUGUAAAUUUAUGAUAUCUAGAUUCGAUCUCAAUGGAGAUGGAGUUCUUAAUUUUGAUGAAUUCAGGGUCAUGAUGUUGUAAUAUUAAUUAGCGUAGUAAAAUAGGCUAAAUCUGUUAGGUCAAAUCGUCCAAAAAGACGGAUCGAGAAAAAAUUUAAAAUUUGUCCAACACUAAAAAUUCGCCAAAACUGCACCGUCACAACCGUGGGUUAAGGCAGAGCGGGACGGAUUGUCCUCUUUUUUUUUUAAGGUUAUGUUAGUAAUUUUAUACAUGAUAUAAAUAGUAAAUAUAAAUUGAAAUUAGGAUACCAACAUUGAUUCA